AUGAAAAAAUCGAAAUUUGCUUCUCGCAUCUACGUGGCAUACUUAGCCAAAAAGAUAUCUACGUGGCAUGUGAGAAGCUUCAAAAUAUUAGCAAAUCUCUCUUAUCCCCUUCCUCUGGGACAGAAAAUGGAGAUAUCUGUUGCGUUAGUUACAGUUUCAGUGGCUAUAGCCGUUGUGUCGUGGUGGGUAUGGAGAACCUUAAAGUGGGUUUGGUUUAAACCAAAGAUGCUUGAGAGUUACCUGAGAAGACAAGGUCUUUCCGGUACUCCCUACACGCCACUCGUCGGCGAUCUGAAGAGGAAUUUCAGCAUGUUGGCGGAGGCAAGAUCCAAACCCAUCAAACUAACGGAUGACAUCGCAACAAGGAUCACGCCUUUUCCCUUGCAAAUGCUCAAGACUCACGGAAGGACUUUCUUUACAUGGUUUGGAACAACACCAACGAUCACGAUAAUGGAUCCUGAGCAGAUUAAGGAAGCGUUCAACAAAAUUUAUGAUUUCCAGAAGCCGCAUACAUUCCCUUUGGGCAAGGUGAUAGCCACUGGACUCGCUAAUUAUGAUGGUGAGAAAUGGGCAAAACACAGAAGAAUCAUAAACCCGGCUUUCCACCUUGAGAAGAUCAAGAAAAUGGUACCAGCGUUCCACCAAAGCUGCAGCGAGGUUGUUGGCGAAUGGGACAAGUUAGUGUCGGAGAAAGGGUCUUCCUGUGAGGUGGACGUUUGGCCUGGGCUUGUGACUAUAACUGCAGAUGUGAUCUCUCGUACUGCUUUCGGAAGCAGCUACAAAGAAGGGCAGAGGAUAUUCGAGCUCCAAGCAGAACUAGCUCAGCUCAUCAUACAAUCUUUUCUGAAAUCUUUCAUCCCUGGAUAUCUUUAUCUCCCAACGAAGAGUAACAGAAGGAUGAAAGCAGCAGCAAGAGAAAUCCAAGUUAUACUGAGAGGUAUCGUUAACAAAAGGUUAAGGGCAAGAGAAGCUGGAGAAGCACCAAGCGACGAUUUGUUAGGUAUACUUCUUGAAUCGAAUCUGGGGCAAGCCAAAGGAACUGAAAUGAGCACUGAGGAUGUAAUGGAAGAGUGCAAGUUGUUCUAUUUCGCCGGGCAAGAAACAACUUCAGUACUUCUGGUCUGGACGAUGGUUCUGUUAAGCCAACACCAAGAGUGGCAAGCACGCGCCCGAGAAGAAGUGAAGCAAGUUUUUGAGGAUAAAGAACCUGAUACAGAUGGCCUGAACCAGCUCAAAGUGAUGACGAUGAUACUAUAUGAGGUCCUUAGGCUGUACCCUCCAGUAGCUCAGCUGAACAGAGCCAUUCACAAGGAGAUGAAGUUAGGCGACCUGACGCUACCAGGCGGCGUUCAAAUCAAUCUACCUAUUCUGCUAGUCCAACAUGACACCAAGCUAUGGGGAAACGAUGCAGCGGAGUUCAAACCAGAGAGGUUCAAAGACGGUAUCUCAAAGGCAACAAAGAGCCAAGUCUGCUUCUUUCCCUUUGGCUGGGGACCGAGGAUCUGCAUUGGUCAGAAUUUUGCAAUUUUGGAGGCAAAGAUGGCGAUGGCUUUGAUUCUGCAGAGAUUCUCCUUUGAGCUUUCUCCUUCUUAUGUUCAUGCCCCUUACACGGUCGUCACCCUUCACCCACAGUUCGAUUAUCCAACUCUCUCUCUCUCUCUGGAAGAGAAAAUGGAGAUAUCACUUGCAUCGGUGACAGUUGCAAUAGCUAUAGCUGUUGUAUCGUGGUGGACAUGGAGAACUCUAAAGUGGGUUUGGUUUAAACCAAAGAUGAUCGAGAGUUACCUGAGAAGACAAGGUCUUUCCGGUACUCCUUACACGCCUCUUGUCGGCGACCUGAAGAGGAAUUCCAGCAUGUUGGCGGAGGCAAGAUCAAAACCCAUCAAACUAACAGAUGAUAUCCAACAACGUGUCGUGCCUUUCCCCUUGCACAUGCUCAAGACUUACGGGAGGACAUUCUUUACAUGGUUUGGGCAUAUACCAACCGUCACUAUAAUGGAUCCUGAGCAGAUCAAGGAAGUGUUGAACAAAGUUUAUGAUUUCCAGAAGAGUCCUGCAUUCCCUUUGGGCAGAUUGAUAGCCGCUGGACUCGUUAGUGAUAAUGGCGAAAAAUGGGCGAAACACCGAAGAAUCAUCAAUCCGGCUUUCCAUCUUGAGAAGAUCAAGAUUAUGGUACCUGCUUUCCACCAGAGCUGCAGCGAAGUUGUUGGCGAAUGGGACAAGUUAGUGUCGGAGAAAGGGUCUUCCUGUGAGGUGGACGUUUGGCCUGGGCUUGUGAGUUUGACUGCUGAUGUAAUCUCUCGUACUGCUUUCGGAAGUAGCUACAAAGAAGGGCAGAGGAUAUUUGAGCUGCAAGCAGAACUAGCUCAGCUCAUUAUACAAGUUUUUCGGAAAGUUGUCAUCCCUGGAUAUAUGUAUCUCCCGACGAAGAAUAAUAGAAGGAUAAAAGCAGCAGCCAGAGAAGUACAAGUUAUACUGAGAGGUAUCGUUGACAAAAGAUUAAGGGCGAGGGAAGCUGGGGAAGCACCAUGCAACGAUUUGCUUGGUAUACUUCUUGAAUCGAAUAGGAUGCAAGCCAAGGGAAAUGGAAUGAGCAUUAAGGAAGUGAUGGAGGAGUGCAAGUUGUUCUAUUUCGCUGGGCAGGAGACAACUUCAGCACUUCUGGUCUGGACGAUGGUUCUGUUAAGCCAACACCAAGACUGGCAAGCUCGGGCACGAGAAGAAGUAAAGCAAGUUUUUGGUGAUAAAGAACCUGAUGCAGAUGGCCUGAACCAUCUCAAAGUUAUGACGACGAUACUAUAUGAGGUCCUUAGGCUAUAUCCUUCAAUAACACAUGUGACCAGAACCGUUCACAAAGAGACGAAGCUAGGCGACCUGACGCUACCAGCUGGCGUUCACAUCAGUCUACCUAUUCUCCUAGUCCAACGCGACACCGAGCUGUGGGGCGACGAUGCAGCGGAGUUCAAGCCCGAGAGGUUCAGUGAAGGUCUCUCAAAGGCGACCAAGAGCCAAGUCUCCUUCUUUCCCUUCACAUGGGGACCAAGAGUCUGCAUUGGCCAGAAUUUCGCCCUGCUUGAGGCGAAGAUGGCGAUGUCAUUGAUUCUACAGAGAUUCUCCUUCGAGCUUUCUCCGUCCUAUGUUCAUGCGCCGUACCCAAUCGUCACAAUUCAACCACAGUUCGGUGCUCAAAUUAUCCUCCACAAGCUCUAGUCUUAGUUUGUAUUGUGUUUUUGUCAACGAAACUUAUAUCAUACACAGAUGAAACGAGUCCACA
Thlaspi arvense is the source of this 3274-nucleotide messenger RNA. The record is from the annotation of a GenBank genome assembly. NCBI's taxonomy places the organism in Eukaryota, Viridiplantae, Streptophyta, Magnoliopsida, Brassicales, Brassicaceae.